AUGCCUUCUGCUCGAGCUGUGCCCAACGAGCCUUUCCCACUCGGAGGUCUCUUGCCAAAGGAUACUACCGAGGCGCUCAGCUUUCUCCGCAAGUACCCGCAAUACGACGGCCGCAACGUUCGCGUGGCUAUUCUCGACACCGGUGUCGACCCUGCCGCCAUCGGCCUCAACCAACCCGGCAAGGUCGUGGACGUGAUUGACUGCACCGGUGCUGGUGACAUCCCCCUUCAGCCAAUCGAGCCAGUCUCUGGCAGCAGCGCGAGCAGCUCGAGUCACGUCGAAUUCAAGUCUCCCUUUACUGGUCGUACACUCCGCCUCUCCUCGAAGCUCACCAACCCAAAGGGCGAAUGGAAGAUUGGCUUCAAGAAGGCCUACGACCUUUGGCCAGGCGAGCUCAAGAGCCGUCGUUCAGCAGAGAGGCAGAAAGCCUUCCUCGUCUCUCAUCAAGCCCUGCUUUGCCAGGCUCAGACCGAGCUCAACGCGCUUGAUGCGCCUGCCGCUCCGAAAGCUUCUGGUCCCAGCGCGGCUGAUGGCUCUGACAAGAGCGCUGCGAGCGAGAACGCAAAGCUCAAGAAGGACGAGAUCAAAGCGCGCAUUCAGGCUCUCAAGGAUCUCGCCUCUUCCUACAAAGACGAUGGUCCCCUUCUCGAAGCCAUCGUCUUCCACAAUGGCAAGAACUGGUAUGCCGUUGUCGGCGGUGGCGAAGGUGAGACACACGACCCAUCUACCGGCCAACCGCAAGACAUCCUCAAGCCCCUCGAGGCCCAAACACUCGACCUCACCACCGUCGAGCCCAUCACCGACUUCCGCAUUGAGCGUCAAUGGCAAAGCUUCGGUCAGCAGGAUCUGCUCACGUACACUGUCAACAUCGAGGACAACGGCAACUUGCUCAGUCUCGUCACCGUCGCUGGUAGCCACGGCACGCACGUUGCCGGCAUCGUCGGUGCGCGACACGACGAUCAGCCCGAGCUCAACGGUGUCGCUCCCGGCUGCGAGAUUGUCAGCAUGAAGAUUGGUGAUGCUCGUCUCGGAAGUAUGGAGCAAGGUCAGGCUAUGCUUCGUUCGGCUCAGGCGCUCGUCGACACCAAGUGCGACAUUGCCAAUCUUAGUUACGGUGAAGAUGGCGCAUUCGGUGCUGAAGACAAGGGCGCUUUCGCAAAGGCGCUCAGGGACAUCGUCAUCCGUCAACGCGACAUUCUCUUCGUCAGCAGUGCCGGCAACAACGGCCCCGCUUUGACGACUGUCGGUCAGCCUGGUGGCACGACCUCUUCGGUACUCAGUGUCGGCGCUUACGUCAAUGCAGGCGCCAUGCAAAAGGCAGAGUACGCGCUCGUAGAGAAGGGAGUGCCCGACAGCGUCACCACCUGGUGUAGUCGUGGUCCCACUUCGGAUGGUGAUCGUGGUGUCUCGAUCUACGCACCUGGCGCUGCCAUCACCUCGAUCCCUCGCUACUGCCUCCAGUCGACUCAGCUCAUGAACGGAACUUCGAUGAGCUCGCCUAACGCUUGCGGCUCUAUCGCGCUCCUUCUUUCGGGACUGAAAGCCGAGAACAUCCCCAUCACCCCGGCUCGCGUCUUCAAUGCCGUUCGCGUCACGGGCAAGGAUGUCAAAGACCCGCUCGGCGUGCCCUUCAUCCGCGUCGAUGCUGCUUGGGACUACCUUGGUCAGAACAAGGACCGAGUCGAACAGGAUGCCGAGUAUCGUGUUGCUGUCACCCGCGCAGGCAAGGCGCUUGGCCGCAUGGACAAGCGCGGUAUCUACCUUCGCGAGAAGGACGAGACUCACCACGUCCAGCAAGCCAACGUUACUGUUCGACCUACGUUCAAGCAGGGCGAGACCGAGAAGGCCUUCAAUCUUGAGCUCAGAUGCGCUCUUGCUGCUUCCCAGCCAUGGGUGUCCGUACCCGAGUUUCUUCUCCUUGGCGGGAACGGUCGCACUUUCGAAGUCCGUGUCGACCCUACAGACCUAGCACCUGGCCUGCACCACGCUUGGAUCGAGGCAUACGACACCGAGAACCCUGGCCACAAGCUCUUCGACAUCCCCGUCACGGUCGCCAAGCCAGAAGUGUUCCCUUCGCCUACAGUCAAGCUAGACACGGUCCGCUUCGAGGCGGGCAAGAUCGAUCGACGCUUCAUCUCCGUGCCCGAAGGAGCCACGUGGGCCUCGCUCACGGUUCGCAGCUCGAACCACUCGUCUGCCGGCACCAGCGCCCGCUUCUGGCUGCACUGCGUACAGCUCGAGCCUCUGCAGCGUCUGAGCGAUGUGGAGAAGUCGUUUGUGCUUGCGCUGCAGGAGAACGAGCCGGUGACCAAAAAGUUCAGCGUGCGUGGUGGAAUGACCAUGGAAGUGUGCUCUGCACAGUUCUGGUCCAACAAGUCGGCCUUCGAUCUUGAUCUAGAUAUCGAGUUCCACGGCAUCACCGCAUCCCUCAUCCCCGCCAGUGGACGUCAAGAGCUCACCCUCAUCGGCGGCCAAGGUCACGCCAAGAUUGAAUGCCAGUCCACCGUGCGCAUCGAAGACUUCAAGCCGAGCAUCACGUUCGACACGCGUCGCACCUUUCACCGUCCCACCUCCUCCAGCAUCCGCCCGCUCUCCACCCCACGCGACCUCCAGCCUACCGGAAAUCACAUGUUCGAGCUGGUCACCACCUACUCCGUCUCGGCGAAAGAAGACUCGAACAAGCUCAGCUACUCGUUCCCAGCCCUGGGCAACCACUUGUACGACUCGAGCGUGCCCCUCCUCACGCAGCUCUUCGAUUUGCGCAAGAAGCGCGUCCACUUCGGCGACGUUUACAAGAAGGAGAUCGACCUGCCCAAGGGCGACUACGUCCUCAAGGCGCAGCUGCUGCACGAGAACAUGAAGGUGCUCGAGUCGCUCAAGCACGUGACGCUCAUGGUGGAUCAGAAGCUGUCCAAGCCUGAUUCGGCGGCUCUUAAGCUGUACGACAAUCACGUGGAUCUCCACAGCGAGGCUCCCGCGGCCAAGUAUGCGGGUGUGAAGCUGCAUCCCGGAGAGCGAAUCGUCUUGACCCUGGAUCUCAACCUAGAGGGCGAUGCGGUGCCGAAGGAGGCCCAGGCAGGCGACGUGCUGGUGGGCACAUUCGGUUUCGCCGCGGAAGGCAAGGGUGCCAUUCGAUACAUCGUUCCUCCUGCUAUCAAGUCCGAGUCCGACUCGGACGACGCUCCUGCAGGCAAGAACGAGAACGAGAUCCCCGAACUCCUCACCGCAACCGCGAAGAAGAUCAAGGACAGCAAAGAGAAGAUCGCCUUCAUGGACAAGCUCAUCGCCGACUACCCCAAGUUCCUCGGUGCCGCCAUCGCCAAACUCGAGGCUCUGGACGCAGACGACAAGGAGGCACGCUCCGCCGUCCUCUCUGCAGCGGAUCACCUGCUGUCGCUCAUCGACGAGACGGCCGUCCGAUUGUGGUCAGCCACCCACAAACCACCUUCGUCCGAACAGUCCGACGAGGAGAAGAAGGAGAACAAAGCGAUGGAGGAGCGCAAGAAAGCCCUGAUCCUCGCACUUAACCGCAAGACCCGCGUGCUCAUGACCGAUGCCGAAUCUACCACACCUCCAGCACCGACCAAGGAGCUGGAGGACAGCUGGCGUGCUUACCGCUCGUACUUUGCUCCCGACACGAAGGCCAAGGAAUACACCGAGCUGUAUGUGCGAUGGUCCAUCCUUCACGGUCGGUACGCUCUCGCACUCCAGGCGAUCACGAAGCUCAAGAAGGACCUCGGCGCAGGAACGUCUGAUUCGCUGAAAGAGGUGGAAAAGCUGCGCAAGCUCGAACUCAAAUUGGUCGGAAAGGACGGGCUUGACUGGCCACUCUGGGCUUCCCAUCUGGAGAGAUUGGAGGCGAUCGCGGCUCCGAAGGACUAUGCGCCGUUCUAG
Messenger RNA from Kalmanozyma brasiliensis GHG001, 3894 nucleotides. Its product is annotated as Peptidase S8/S53 domain protein. The coding region runs from base 1 to 3894 and encodes 1297 amino acids. NCBI's taxonomy places the organism in Eukaryota, Fungi, Basidiomycota, Ustilaginomycetes, Ustilaginales. Gene Ontology annotation, biological process: proteolysis. The record is from RefSeq and is a predicted model, not a curated record. Gene Ontology annotation, cellular component: cytosol. Gene Ontology annotation, molecular function: serine-type endopeptidase activity; tripeptidyl-peptidase activity. The transcript has a single exon.